UGUGUGUGAGAGAGAGAGAGAGAGAGAGAGAGUGUGUUUAUUUAUUUAUUUAUGCAUCUUAUUUGAAAGUACCUUUUAGGUUUUUUACAUUUUAGUCGUUCCUCAAAUGAGAAGACGUAAAAGAUGGAGCUUCACAUUUUAGAGCAUAGCUUGAAAGUGGCGAGUAUAGAGAAAGAGGGGAUCCAGAUUUGCACUCACGGAUUAAUAAAACUCGCCUUCCUGGCCUCCAAAACAAGAUGCAAGUUUUUCAGUUUGACAGAGACUCCGGAGGACUACACCAUUAUCGUCGAUGAGGAGGGCUUUAAAGAGCUGCCCCAGUCAGAGCACAUCAGUGUCGCUGAUGCCACGUGGUUGGCCCUUAACGUGGUGUCGGGGGGCGGCAACGCCUCCAAUUCGCAACCCAUCGGAGUCACCAAAAUCGCGAAAUCGGUCAUUGCGCCGCUGGCAGAUCACAACAUCUCUGUUUUCAUGCUGUCGACGUAUCAGACGGACUUCAUUCUGGUUCGAGAGCGAGACCUGCCAAUGGUCAUGCACACGCUGUCUUCCGAAUUCACUUUGCUUCGGGUGGUCAACGGGGAGACCGUCGCUGCACACAAUCUGGGAGUCACCAAUGGAUUUGUAAAGCCAAAACUUGUGCCCCGUCCCAUCAUUCACCCUUUAUCUAGUCCCAGCAACAUGUUCUGUGUGACCAGCCUGGACCCAGAUACACUGCCCUCUGUAGCCACCCUGCUCAUGGACGUCAUGUUUUACUCUGGGGGGCCAAAAGAGCCCGGAGCAUCCAGCGAAGACUCCAGCCACAUCCGCUUCUUCUCCUUCUCCCUGAUCGAGGGCUACAUCUCUCUGGUCAUGGACGAGCAGACAACUCAAAGGUUUCCAAACAAUGUUCUCUUCACCAGUGCUUCUGGUGAGCUUUGGAAAAUGGUUCGCAUCGGGGGACAACCUUUAGGAUUCGAUGAGUGUGGCAUCGUGGCUCAGAUAUCAGAACCCCUGGCAACAGCGGACAUUCCAGCUUACUACAUUAGCACCUUCAAGUUUGACCACGCCCUGGUUCCCGAGGAAAACAUCCAAAGCGUGAUUGGAGCUCUGCGAACCGAGAGCACGGCACAGUGAAGGAAAGCGUGAAAACAACCGUUUUCAAAGUCAUUUCGUUCAAACGUUUCUCACGCCCGAAAAGUGCCAAGAGCUUAUUAGCGGACUACUGUGGACCGGCUCGGAAAGAAGGAAGGGAUCUAAGCACAGAGUGUUGGUGGAGUUUGGGGGGGGGUGUGGGGGUGUGACAGUGUGAUAGGGAUGCCUUUGUUACUUGAUCAUUUUCUUUAGCCUCACCCCUCCUUCCUUCCCUGGCACAGGGAAACUACUGCCUGCUCUGGUAGUUGUUGCUUUAGUUUACCAGACUGAAUAUGUUUGUUUUCCUCUCUAAAGCUGCUUCUUCCCACUCCCUGACCCUCAUGAGCACCAUACUGUAUUAGUUAAAUAAUUCCUCUCAUGGAAGGCUGACGAAUGUACUCUCAAAAAUGAAAGAAAUAUUAUAUAUAUCAAGGUCUCUCUUUUUUCUUCUUCUUCUUUCUUUUUUUUCUGGUUUGUCUUUGGUUUUUCCACAGGUCAUUUUUCUCAGUGCCAAGAUGUUUGAAUGCCUAAACUGAUGCCUUUGUCAAAAUACCAUACAUGUGUGCAAUUUAAGGAGACAAAUUUGGAGACAGCCAGCGAUGACAGACAGCCUGGUUGAGUAACGUGGUUUGUUUUCUUUCUUUUUUUUUUGCUUUUUUUUAAGCUGUUGAACGUGUUUAAGUUACAGCAACGAUCUGACUGUUGGAAUCCCUUCAGACUUAGGAGUGAAAUUCAGAUGCUUGGUCUGGUGAAACAUGAAGUGAGAUCCAAGAGCUCGAUGAGGAGUUCAUCUGUUAGUGCUUUGAUACGUUGUACGCAUUCGCACUGUGAGCAACCUGGUCGAUGGGUCACACCGAAUCAGCAGAACUUAACGACGCAAGUUUAUUAAUCGAUUUUUCGUUAGCUAGCAAGCAGACUUUCUGCAGCAUUACUUGAGAGUCAGAAUAGUUUAAGAAACAAUUAUUUGAUGUAGGAAAAAAAUAAUCAAUGGUAGUUUUGAUGUUUGAUUUAAUCACUGAAAUUGCUUUUAAAGUAUAACAAAAAAGAAAAAAAAAAGUAUGCCCUACAAAUAUUUGUGCUGUUUGAUUGUGUAAAUUGAAUCAAGAUUGAAACUAGAUGGAUUGGCACACAGUGUGAUGCAGGUUUCAUGGCAUCCUCAUGACUUUGACAUUUCAUCUAGCGCCAUCAUCAGGUCAAAGGUUCGAAUCGUCCAAUACUUUGGUUUAUGACCAAAUACCUGCAAAACGAAUGACUUUUCCAUCAGCCUCAGCUAAACUUUGUCUUUAGAGUUGCUUUUGAAAAUGUAACAUUGCACUGUGAGCAUGUUAGCAAACCACUACCAGAUCAGCCGCUGCCAUUUUUACAUUUACUUCACCACAGAUGCUGAGGAUCAAAAACAAAUUUUUUAAUUCAACUUUUAUCCGUCUUACAGUUUGGUUUUUCUUUACAAUGAACAAUACAGCCACACAAAAAUGCCUGCAUUGCACUGAUUAACCUAAAAAAUAGAUAUAAAUUAGUCACUGAAAUGAACGCGUUCUUCGGGCACUCUUAGACAAAGCCUAUAUUUAGUCGAGCACAUUGCUUCAAAACGCUGACCGUUUUUGACUUCACAGGGUCGUCGUCGUCGGGGCAGAAAACAGUAAACUGAUUAAACCUGGUGCCAUAUAUAGAUACACUGUCAACGUGGUUUCGCACAAUGGAAUAACUUACGAAAUACGAGGAAAAGCCGCAUGAAAAACAAAACACGAAUGAAUAUCAUUUAAAAACUGAAGUAAACUAAAUAACAACCAUACGAGUCAUAUCAGUGUAAUGCGGAUCCCUCAAUGGGUACAGCACAAAAUGUUGUUUAUGAUCUGUUUCUUCAUUCGGACUCCAAUGUGUUAAGACAUCCGAUUUGAAAAUGUUGUUCAGUUCAGUUCACCACCUCUGAUUCUUCAGCUCAAUACAUACAUAUAUAGAUCAUAUGCAGCUAAACUGAAAAAGAAAUUACCGUUCGAUGCUGCCCUACUUCAGUAGCUUACAGUCAAUGUCACCAAUAUCAUUGGCUGCCAAUAAUUUAAGGAUCCAGCCCUCAGGUGAGUCUGAAGAAGGUGUAAUAUGAGUUGAGUUUGCUUAAAGGAAGAAUCGGAGAUUUUGAGAAAUACACUUCAAUUCACUUCCUUAGCGAGAGUAAGAUGCGGGGAUUGAUACCACUCUCACAUCUGUGCAUUUACUGUGGAGCUGGAGCCAGGGGGCGAUUAGCUUAGCUUAGCAUAAAGACUGGAAGCAGGGGGAAACAGCACCUCUGAACAUUACAAAUGAACAUGUUGUAUCUUGUCUGUUUAAUCUCAACACAAACGGAAAUGUAAAAUCGACAUUUUGUGGUUUAGUGAAGAGUUGCAGUGACUUUUCCGGAAAGACAGAGAGUUGUUCAUCAGUAAAUAGUUAACACUGCGUAAAAAGCUUUGAUUUAAACGCCCAAUCGGAGUAAAAAAAUGACUUGAUAAUCAUGUUGCUCACAGUGUGAACCCGCAGUAAGACCUGAAGAAGAAUGCAAUGAUGAAAAUGUUUGCAUCUACAGUAGUAAUAAAUGACUGAGCCACUUUGACAGUGUACUACAGUAAUGACAGUGCGAGUGUGCUGAGCAUAAGCUAAGGUUCACGCAGGGGAAGGAACGUUUCCCUCCGAGACCUGGAGUCCAUCCAGGUCUUGAAGCUUCCCCUCCUCUGCCCCUGUCUGCACUUUAAUGCAGGUUCCACCCCCACAGGCCUGCUGUAAUGAUGUGAAAAUGGGGAGGGCUAUUUACUUUAGAAAGAUCCUGUCCAGAUGGGGAGAUUUCUCUUGGUCUCAUUUGGCGAUGAUGUUUUUCUGGUUUGUUUUUUUUUUUUCUUUUUCUUUCAUGACACCUUGCUCCUAACUGCAACCUUUCUUCUGAUCAGUUUUGAUUAGUUGAAACCCUAUAUUUAUCAGUGUUAAUACAUGAGGAAGGUGACGUUUCUUCUGAUUCCAUUUCAAAGAAAAUGUUAAAAGCUUUUCAUUUGGAGCUUCUUGUGUGGAAAAAAAAUAAAAUAAACAAGCUUUUUUUUGAGCUUGACA
Messenger RNA from Xiphias gladius (swordfish), 4182 nucleotides. RefSeq names its product cytosolic arginine sensor for mTORC1 subunit 2 (gene castor2). Gene Ontology annotation, cellular component: cytosol. The transcript is spliced from 9 exons. Lineage: Eukaryota; Metazoa; Chordata; Actinopteri; Istiophoriformes; Xiphiidae. Gene Ontology annotation, biological process: negative regulation of TORC1 signaling; cellular response to L-arginine. The coding region runs from base 124 to 1110 and encodes 328 amino acids. The record is from RefSeq and is a predicted model, not a curated record.